AUGUACGGUUUAUCUGGAAUGGUAGUAUUAGAUCUUAUGGAUGGUGUAAAAAAAGGUGCUAAAUUAAAUGCUAAGCGUGUUCUAUUGGAUUCAAAUUUUGUUUCAAUCGAUCCAAUGGUUUUAUUAUUACGUUGGGAUAAAAAAAACCAAAAAAAAGUUUCUGUUAUGGCACCAAAAAUUAUUGAUGUUUACAAUAGGCAUAUGGGCGGUGUAGACAAGGUGGACAUGUUAUGUGCAUUACAUCCUAUUCCAUUUAGAAGUAAAAAGUGGUAUAUACGUAUAGCAUGGAGAUUGUUUGAUCUAAUGGUAAUAAAUUCUUGGCUUUUGGCUAAUCAUCUUGUUCAACAAAAUGUGAAUUGGGAAUGUGUGAAAAAAAAUGUGAAAUGCGAUUGUGUGAAUUUAAAACAGAAAUAG
Didymodactylos carnosus is the source of this 414-nucleotide messenger RNA. Lineage: Eukaryota; Metazoa; Rotifera; Eurotatoria; Philodinida; Philodinidae. The record is from the annotation of a GenBank genome assembly.